GACGUAUGUUCGCCGCCUGUUGGUCUUUCACAGUUGGUGACGAGUGUUAUGAAAAUGGCCUCAACCCUGCCCGAGAGCACAGCGAACUGGGGAAGAUGACGGUGUUGAUCUCUGUAAGUCAGUUCAACACCAAAGUGUCUUUUCUUCACAAGUAGGUAAAGUGAAGCCAACUGAAACCAGGAGACUGUCGGCAGAGAAACGUCUAGAAACACCACAGACCACCGCAUAUUUUCGUUGGGCUGAGGAGCCACCAUGGAGGAUAUCAACUCAAAUAUCAACGCGGACUUGGAGGUGCGGAAGCUCCAAGACUUGGUGAAGAAACUCGAACAGCAAAACGAACAGCUCCGGAGCCGGUCUACGAUGUUGUCUUCGUCCGGAGCGAUGUCAGGGAACCACAGACCCCUCAGCGCCGGUUACGACUCUUCGUCCCUGUCAGCGGGGAUGGCAGCCGGUCUGGCCGGCUUCCCUGGGGUGGGGUUCGUCGGAACGGGCGGCUACGGUGGGCUGCUGGAGAACAACCGCUGUUUGCGCCCCAGACUGUCUUACGACGGUAUCAGCUUCGGGGGGGCGUAUGAGUACGAGGGUGCAACGGCUUCUCCCACAAUGUCGAGUAUGAACUCACUUUAUUCAGACACUUCGGGGGGAUAUAUAGAUGAGGGGGAAACAUCGAUCCUGGACGAAGUGGAGAUAUUAGACCUGGAGGACAUGGAUUGUCUUCAUGAAGACGAGGACAGCUGGUGAGUGACAUGCUUGUGUUGAGGGGUCUCCAGUCUGUACAGCCGUGUCUGUGUCAUCAGUUCGGAGUGGUAAUUGUCUGGGCACAGCUGGUAUGUACAUCAGUUGCCAUGAAAAACACAUGGCAGCAGUUCAUGAACCAGGCUUGAGGUUCCUCUCAGUUAAAUUCAGACUCAUUUCUCUGAAUUGUGAGGCAGGGGCGUCUACAGGGAGGGGUUGGGGAGGCAAGGGCCCCCUCGAAAUCUGAGAGGCCACUCCAAUCUUAGCCAUGAGUGACUAUUUGUCUUGUCAGUGGCAACAACAGGUCUCUGUACAUCAACUAUCUGUGCUUUUACAAAUCAAAGGUAAUGGUGCGUAGAAAUAACAUUUUGCAAUAUCUUGCAGUCUCAUUCUAGCUUGAAAUGCUCCCUUGCCCACCCAUACCACGGGUGAAGCAAUUGUGGCUUUUGAGGACAAAAGGUCCUGUAAAACAUGAUGUCCGGUCUUCCACUUGUCAAGUUUUUAACCAUCAAACUGUCAGUCAGUACAGGUUCUUCAGCACACAAAACAACCACUGUCUUCUUCUAAUUCAUCAGUCAACUACAUCUCAUCAGGCCACGGACAAAAAAAGAGACUUGUGUUGAUAGUUUCUCCGUUCUGUGCUACUGCAGGAACACAAUGAUGCAAAAGACUUAUUCUAGGGUAAUGUAGACAAAUCAAUUAUUUUUGAUAUUACAUGUCUACCAAGUCUGUUCUGUAAAAUGUGAGUAAUUACUAUGUACUGUACCUUUGAAAAGAGUAAACAAGAAUAAAAUGUCGGUAGGAUACUUUGAUGUCAGUGGUUUAAGGUUCAGUAAGUAUAGGUCACAGAAAUGGAAAAUUAAUUGUAAAUUAUUAUGUGUUCACACAAACUUCAUGCUGCCACCUGCGUGAAUCCUUUUAAAAAGCAAAGUGACCCUGUGUGAAAUUGGUUCUUCCCAGGUACCUAUACUUCAGACUUAGUAGUCAAAUUUCUUCAUUUAAUCCCUGAUUUAUAUGCUUGAAGUAAGAAUUCUGGCAAGUAAGUCAUUAUUCCUGAUUCAAAGUCUAAAAUUUUAGAUGAAAGUUCAGUCCUCAGCUUAAAGUCCAAAUAAAAAAUCCUGUCUGAUACAUUUUCUGUGUGUGGCCUUAAUCCUCUUCUGUUAAUAACAAAUACAUAAAGUCGAGGGAUUAAAUUAAAAAGGGCAACCACAACCACAGUGCAGAAGCCAUGGACUGAAACUUAAGCUCAUUAUACAUACCCUUUUUACAUGACAGACUUUUUCAGGCAGCUCUUUUACUCUGCCUAAGUUACAAAAAAGUUUCAUGAGGAAAACAGAAGUUUUCUUCUGUCUUUAUACAAGCUCAUCAUCUUAUUAUGAACAUUUUUAAUGUAAAAAAGGUGAACAUAUUUCCAAUUCCUUGUUCCAAAAGUUCACCCAUUUGACCGAUGUAGUCCCUUAAUAUUUCUUUAUAUUUGUUUGGGCAUUUAGAAAAAAUCCCAUUGACUUCAGCUCAUACUUGCUCUUUCUAAUUUCAAACAACCUUUGAGUUCAUUUAGGAUGGAGGAAGGAGUCUCACUGCCUGAGUGAUGUUGGUUGGCAGGUCAUGUGGGCGAUGCCAAGCCUCUUCUCGGACUGCAUGAUCGUAACAGACAUGCUUUGUCAUAGCAAAUCUCCAUCUAUUAUGUCAUACUUUCCUUACAGACUUGCCAGCAGGCCUUUAAAGCUCAAACCCUCAGCUGUCGGGACCCUGUAUCCCCCGAUCAUCUGUUGAACCGUUUUGCUCUUGUGAUGUGGCAGAAUAACUUGGCUUGUCCUGGCAGUCAUGGCAGUAGAUCAGUGUGUGCAGUGAAAACUGAAAGUACUGCCCAGCAGUCAUGUGGGAGAGGUAGCCAUGGUUAUACUCCUGCUCUAAAUUCCCAUUAGCACAACAGUUGGCAAGCAUCCACAAAGGCUCUGCGGCACAAAGUGAGAAAAAGAUGUUUAAAAUCCUCUCGUCAUGUAGGAAUUGAUGCUGUGUCAGUGUCAACAAGCAGGCGCAGCAAACAAUGCCCAUCAAUAAUAGGAGCUAGUCAUGUGGAGUUUCUUGAGGACAGGGAUGACAUCAUGGUGCUCUCUUUGUUAUCAAAAUCAUCCUGACAGGCCACAUGUUCAACAUACUCCCGUUUUUAAUCCCUUCCAGCACAUUGUGUUGGUAUUAUGUCCUCCAAAUGCUGAGCAGUUAAGUUUUUUAGGGUUAGGUGGCUUUGCAUAGACACACUGUUGAAGUGUAAUCCCUGAAACUCCAGAGUAUGAUUGGAUUUAUGUUGCUGUCUAAAUCUCUCUCUCUCAUCCCAACCCAAGGAAAUCCCUCGACAAGGCAGAGUCACACACACUGAGGGGAGUCACACGGGGGGAUGUCAGACAUGUAGACUUGCUUAUUGGUCUUACAGAGGAGGAAAACUGGGUUGUUACUUUUGAAGAGACAACUACUGACUGGACAUAAAGAUAAUUAUGGGACUCCGUAGAUAUGGCCUCUUUUUAUGUCCCGCAGGAGGGGUUGGAUAAUUGGUUGUUUCCAGGAUAAUAACUCUAUAAUAAGCAACAUUAGGGCGUAUCUCCUGCUGCACCUCAAUAAUUUGAGUUUCUAGAGUUUCUUCAAACAAAGGUAGUUAAUACUUGAUUGGGAGCCAGCUCAUAGAAGCGUCUCCCGACAUUCGCUUGCAGCAGUGAGGCUGUUCCAGCUAUUGAGCCUUCCACAUCAGACUACUUUCAGGCAAUGCUCACUCAUGCUCAGCAGAGCUAGUCUCAUUAUGCCCUGGCUGUUUGUCAGCCCUCUGGAUCAGAUUGAUAUCUGGGAUUACCGUGUAGUGCAGAGCUCCCGCCAGCUUCUGUCACAGACUCCUGUAAUCCCUGAAUUAGCUUUAAACUGGAUUUAAAAAGCUGCUGCAGCGCUCUACCUUUCAAUAGGUACUUGUCACACACGGCUAGUGCUGCAUGUGGACAUGACAGGAAUCAUUGUUACAGAGCUUGGAGUUCGUAUAGAAAGUGUCAACACUAAAUGUACUGUAAACCAUUUUGAAUAUGAAUGACGGUGUUUGUAAACACUAAAAAAGGGCAGUCCCAGAUUUCCAGCUUGAAUUUUCUGCACAUGCUGCCUUUGCCUCUCAUGUUUGUGCUUUUAUCAUGAAAGACUUCCACAAUGACUGCAAGAGAGCCGACAGCUGCUGAUUCAGAUUUCUCAUCUGGGUAGUCAUUUUUUUUCUUUUUCUUCUCUUAAAGGCAGACAACAAACCCAAAUUUGAAUCGAACAAAUAAAUAAAUAAAAGUAGUGUCCCCUGUGGUUAGUUUGUGCUUUAUUUUAUUUUGUCAGCUGCAAAUCUGUCAUCGCAUGAGAUUCGUUUUACCUUUACCACAAGCUCCAAAUUAAAAGUGAAUAAUCAAUGUAUUAUAUUGUCAUCAUAAAUAGAUACAAAACCAGAGUGUUUGUUUGCCAAAUGCUAGAUUUGAAACCUUUUUGUACAAGACUUAAAACAGGAUUCCUUGAUGAGUUUGAAAAGGUCCUGAAUAAAGGGUGCCAGUUUGGCUCAGAUGGCAGAGCUGUGCCCCAUAUUUCAGAAUUUGGAUGUACAGCAUACUUAUUACAAAUGCCACACCACACCUGUGUCCAUUGCAGUUUGUUCUGCUGUGCAUUGUGCAAACAUGGUGUCAACUCUGGUCUGUUUGGACCCUAAAAACUCUUAGAUUUGAUGUGAGAAAUGUGCAGCAGCCCAUUAAAAUGCAGAAAAACAAUGCUGUGGGUGAUUUAAAAAUGACUUGAAUUCCUCUAAAUGUUUAAUAUUGUUGAUUUUCAAAAUCUGAAAUCACCCCUACUGAUUCCUUGUAUUAAAAAUGUACAGUUAAAUUUUAUUUACAUUCCAGCUAUUUCUGCCAUACUAUCAGUAAUCUGUAAAUCUUUGCCUUUACAGUUGGUGCUGAUCAAAAAAUCCUGAAUACAUGGGCUCUUUGUCAAAGUAUUAGCAGGGUUUGACACUUUCAGUCAAUACAACUGACUAAGCACUGAACCUGAUGACUUUUGGGCCGUUGACAGAUUCAUUCUGAAAGUUUGCUGCAGCAGCAGGAGCUGUGAGUUUCAUCUCCUAAUUGCUUUAGCACCGAUUUGGGGUAAGAGAAAUAACGCAGGAAGAUAAUAGAUGCAUGACAAAUUGGAGGAAACCCUGAUUACUUGACUUUCAUGGUGAAGAAAUCUGGUUGCUUUGUCAUGCUGUGGAGGGCACUUUGCUCAUGAGGUUUGAAAAGGGUCACUGCAAAUCAAAACAGUUGUUGUAAGUCAGUGCACAGACCAGUAAGCCCCUCCAAAAUAAUGGUAUUAGGUAAGGUGUGAUGUAAUAAAAACACACCAAUGGUGUGGGACAACCAGAGAGUGCAAUGCAGGACAAAACUUAUGUUUUUUUUUUCACCAGUAGUGUGUGUUUACUUUUACAUUGCAUUUGUAUGGGAAGGUCGCUCAGUAUCAGCCAAUACCCAAGCCAAGGUUAAACAACUAUAUCUCACAAAUAAAGGAAAAUAUAUCCUAAAAUCAAGGGUUGAUCACCUUUUCCCUAUAGAGAAGAGAUUGAUCGCUCUAUAGCAGUGGUUUACAAGUCCAGUCUUCGAGGCCCACUGUCCUGCAUGUUUUGGAUGUUUCCCUGCCCCAACACACCUGAUCAAAUGAUCAGCUCGUUAUUAAGCUAUUACAGAGCUUGAUAACGAGCUAAUCAUUUGAAUCAGGUGUGUUGGAGCAGGGGAACGUCCAAAACAUGCAGGGCAGUGGGCCUUGCAGAUUGGAUUUGAGAACCACUGCUCUAUAGGAUAUAAGUGGUUAAAGGUGUAUGAAAAUAUGAUGUGAAACAUACACUAUCUGCUGUUGCAGUCACUUGAUCUCAAACCCUUCACAGACCUGAGGGAGAUUUUGGAACCACAAGGAGUGAUUUUAGUGGAAGGUCUGUGCAAGUCCCUUCAGUGGCAGGUUUCAGCCACAUACAUAACUAUACAACUUUACAUCAGUUUAUGUUUACAAGUCUAAAAGUAUUCUGGAAGUCACCUCUAUGCAUGUUUAAAACUGGCAGCGUUAUUAGCUGCAUCUUGAAUUAUUAAUAUACCAAAUAGAAUAUUCAAAAGGAGUAAGAUCUGAAUUAAAUCAAAUAGUAAUUUUCUAAGUCAACAAGCACAGUCAGGUAAAAAUAUUUCCUCCUAGAGACUAGGCUGUCCUUGUUGUUGCAGUACUCUGUUAUGAAAUCCAGCACAUACACUUGUUAUCCCCUCAAUCUCAUUUCCUCUCAGCGCAGCCGGGUCACAUCACAUAUGAGGCGUGAUGGAUAUGAGCUGUCGAAGUCGGUCAUCAUUAGUGACAGUCCUUGUUUGUCUGAUUAUUGCUUGUAUUUCCUCUAUGAACAUGCAGUGUGUGACAUUGAUUGUGUAUGCUGUCCAUGUUUUCCCAGGCUCUACGAGGCGAAGCUGAACAGCCCCCUGCAGAAAACCUUGAGUCCUAUUGUGUGGUGCCGCCAAGCUCUGGACAACCCGAGUCCUGAGAUGGAGUCAGCCAAGCGCUCCCUCAUCCACCGACUGGAUCUCACCCUGUCAGGUAGACACCAGCAGUGAACACAUUAACUUAGAGGAAGCAGGAAAAACACGAUUAAAAACAGGAACAACAGAAGUAGUAAACUAGCUUUAUUUGGAUGUUUGGGGUUUUCUUCAAAAGAAAAAUAAUACUGUACUAUAAGUAAAACAAAGACUUUGUUCUGGUUCUUUUUCAAGGAUUCUUAUCUACCUGUAUCUUCAUCUCAGAACUGAGAGCGUGUAGAUUUGUAAAUGGUAAAUCUAAUUGCAAAUGCUCUCUAGUCAGUGGAGCUCUUUAUUUUCAUUACAAAGGCAAUUCUAGUUGACAUUUAGGCUUCAUGUUGUAAGAUAAGCAUCAGUUCACAGUAAAACAAUGUAGUUGUGCACUCCUGUACAACACAAAGGAAUGUAUGUGUGAUUUAGUGCUCAUGUACUUGCACAGCAGCGAUAGGGACAAAUGUUUUACAGAAGCAAAAGAAGAACUUUAUUGAUCCCCGAAGGGAAAUUUAAUGUUAAUUCAAGCAAUCAACACCAGACUAACAUGCUCCUUACAAAUAUUUUUGAGCAGUUUGUCAAUGACUUAAAACAUCAUUUUUUAACACCUCACUAGAAGGGAGGACUAUUCUUCUAGAUAUUGAAAUUUUGCAUGUUUAAAUUUCAUAAAGCCCCCAAUAAGAUUCUUGUCUGAAAAUAUUACAAAUGCAAAUUAAAUAAACCAUUAUGGCCUCAGGUGACUUAACGUCAAGACGAAAUUGAGGUGCCUGGCUCAGCCUAGGUUAAAAAAAAAUGUUGACUUGUUUGUCUUCUGAGAGCCUGAAUGCAAAUAAAAUAGCAACAGGCCAAGUGGAUGCAGUGUCUUCUUUAUGUCGGGAAAGUGUGACUGUCACACCUGUUAGGUCAGAAGUUUGAGCGUCAACCUCUCCUUCCAUUCCCGUAACCCCUCUUUGUAUGCUGUCACAUAAAAAUGCUCUCAGGUUCAAGCUGGUGUCCACAGAUGGUCACAUGCAUAUAAUGAAUAAUGGCAGCCAUAGUCAAGUGUUUAGUGUCCACAGGCAGAUAGUCAAUGGAUGAUGCCUGCUGCAUGGAAAUACAAUGGAAAAGUAGCAUCCCUAAACUUGUGCGAAGAAUCUUUAGAGUUAUUCAUACUGUCUCAUCACUUGAAGAUACAGUAAAUAGUGUUGAGUCGAAAAGGACUGAGGCAGUGGGAGAGUUUGUUAAUAACUGCAGAAAUAAUCCUUCUAAUUAUAGCUACCACUCUACUGACAAAGAGCUUUCAUUAUUGGAAUUGAGGCCCUGUAAUCUUCAUACAAUUAUCAGAUAUCGAUUCUCAAAGCAGCAGAAAACGUUGAAUAAAUGACCUCAUGUUGUAAUCAUUUAUUUCUCCAGCUGCUUGUGCUGUGACUACACUCUUGCAAACAAGGUGCAGGGGGUGUAUCAUUAAUCACACACUUUCCCUUGUGUAGUCAAGCUUCCCCUAUUUUGUGGGAAGAUAUACCACAUACAUCUAUAAGUCUGCACUUUUAUGCAUGCUGUAGUUUUAUGAUCAGACAUGUACAAGGUGACAUAUUUACUGUACGUUAACUGCAAGUCAAAUUGGAGUUUCAAGUUAGUGGAAGCACUGAGGGGGGUUGUGAGAAUUUGUGUGAGUUUUUGGAGUCUCCUCCUUUUUACAUAGAGUCCUGAGUGUUCAGGAAUAAAUUAUUUGUUUGAUACUCGGAGCUGUGCACAUGUUUUGUCGUACCUGUGUGAAAAAUCAUGCUUGAUUAUACAUCAUCAUCAUGGAGUGCACAAAGUAUUUAUUGCGUUGUUCCAUGUGGUCUGUGCUUUGGGCAUGACAAGCUCACUUCUUCAUUCUUACAUCUGGGAAUUUCAGUUUCUUCUCUUUUUAAACCUCAAAAGUUCAAUGUAUACAGAGAUAAUGGUGCUAUAGAGCUGCAUAGUAUAAAAUAUAUUAAUCUUUUGAUAAGUGGGAUUGAUCCUCUCAUCUGUUUGAUGUAUAUCACAGAUUUUUAUGUUGUGGUCAAGAUCACAAACACAAAAAUGUGACAUGUCCAAGCAAAAUAAUGUUUUUUUUCCCCCGCUUUGCUUCUUUGUUGGGGAAAAAAGACUUCUUUUCUUAUGAUUUAAAUAUUGUACUUGAUCAGUGAUUUUUUUUUUCAAGCUGAGCAGCCCAGGUCUCAGCUGUCUUAAAUAGUUUUAUGCUUUUUAGAUUAGAUUCGAUAUUAGAUUAGAUAUUGCUUUAUUUAUCCCUCAAUGGUGAAAUUAAAAACGUUGACAGCAGCAGUACACACAACAUUCACAUUCACUCAUACCGGGUACAAAAAACAAAUAAAUAAAGAUAAAAGAACUAGUGCAAAGUAGAAAGAGCGGUGCAAGAAAAGAACAGUAUAAAAGACUAGUGUAACAAAAUAUAUAAAAAAGUAUAAAAAGAAUGUUUAAUAAUUAUAUAGAGAGUAACAUACAAAAAUAACCUACAAGGACAUUGACUCUGCUAGACUUUAAUCUCUUUGUACAAACAUUUAACAAGAAGUCCUACUCAAAUAGGUGCAAGCUUACAUUAGACAGUUAACUGAUGUACACAAGCCUGUUUUAGGCAGUAGUGCAAUGGUGAAGAGUGCGGAAGAAUGCUGAGUGAUCAAGACACUUGUGUUCCUGGGACAUCAUGAAUGUCACAGUUGUGACGCACCUCUAAAGUGGAUGAAAGUGUGUCAGAAGGUGUCUGCUUGUUUUGUAAGGGUGAGAUCUCACUUCAACAUGUACCUGGUCUUCCUUUGCUCAAGCAAAUUCUUCUACUAGGUUUUGUGGACAACUGUGUUUCAGAUUAAAAAAAGAGUUUGUUUUCUGUGAAGUUUAAAUGUAUUUUUAAAUCAUAAUGCAGUCAUAUAGUUUUGGGGAUAAAUCAGUUUGACUUCACUGCUCACAUAUUUGGCAAAAGUCACCAAAAUAUGACCACUUUGAAGAAAGGUGUCAUUGAGUGUUGAUUCCCAGUAUAUAACCCUGGUUUUCUUCUUUUUUAUCCAUUGUGCUCAGUCUCUGUCUGUUAUCUGAGCUUUGGCCUGCCACUAAUUAUAGUCAGUCCCUGAGUGAGGGGGACGGCCUCAAAUCCUCACAGCUAAACUGAGACGGGUCAUUUCCAUUCUAACAGUGGUAUGCCCAUGUGACAGAUCGAGUUGAGCAACGGGCCGCUGAAGGUUGUCGCUGGGUCGGUUGUGAUCAUCUCAGCUAUAUUGUGCAAUUUUGUAGAAGGGCAACUGGACGAAUGAAAUUUAAGAAGGAUGAGAUCUGAUUAUGAGGACGUCCAAUUUUGAGUGUGGACCUUUUGUUGAUCCCCACAGGAGAAAGCAGAGGGGUUCUGGUUGUGGAGUAGUUGGAGGUUCAUCAUUUAACUGUUGAUAAAUCUGAUAAGUUCCUGGUCUUAUUUCUGUGGGAAAAAGUCCUGAAAUCUUUGUAAACAUUGCCUGAGGUGACCCUUUGCGAACAAAAGCAGGCCACCAGUCAUGUUCUCCAAUGGCACAAAUGACCCGGCCCUCUGCUGGGAUCAUACAUGAUGGUGGUGAUAUCAUCACUGUAGGUGUGGUAGAAGGACCAUAACGUCAUCCUCUCAGAGCCCGAAAAUAUCCUCCUGUCACUGACACCACCCUGCCUGCUCCCUGCACCUCUCUCCUCAGUUGGCAUUGAUGUUGAGUCACCACUUACACAAAAAGACAGCGACAAAACCUAUCUGUGAGUCGUUUGAUUUUCUGGGUAUGAGGUUGAAACAUCUAAACUAUUUAAAUCUAACUUCAAGGAUUUGUUAGUGCCACAGAUUUCUUUACAAAUUGGGUUUCUAUUAGAAUGAAGCUUUUUUUUUUCCUUCACAUAACAAGACUACAUUCUUAGAGACUUACCACAGACACACCCUCAUGGCCCUUGGCUACUCUCUUUCACACCCUUUUGAACACACUGGCAUGGAAAUCCUGUUGCCAUGGUGUCUCUUAAGUUUGUGUCAAAGGAAUCUGCCAAGAACACAAAUCCUGACUUCAGUCGUGGCAGAUUUUAGUCAGGGUAAGUAGGGUCAUUGAAAUGCCAUGACAAAAGAAUCAAUGUACAAAAAAGUAAGACAGAACACUUGGAAAUAAGCUCUCUCAGUUGUUUCCAUUUUUUGUUUAUUCAGCCAGGUCAAGUCAAAUUUAAUUAUCUUGCACUUUUACAAACAACUCACUGGGACCAAAAUGACUUACAAACUUAGAAAGCAAUAAAAUUGAAGUAAAAGCAUAAGACACAAUAAUAUAUGAUUUAACAAAUGAAAUCUGAACAGUCUAAUUAUCUAGAACUGCUGGACCAUCUAUGAUAAAUACUUACAAUUAAACUUAACUCUUCAACAGUUAUUUUUACAUUUAUAUCCAUACUGCAUAUGUUCUAAUUUUAUCUAUAAAUACCACAAUUUCAUAAAUCUCUGCUGUACAAUUGUAGUUUAUUUAUUUAAAAUUGGAGAAUAACUUUUUAUAAUAAUCUGUGAGUGAGAGCAUGAUGAGUGUACUUAUUCUUGUAUGGUUGCUGUGCUUAUCCUUUGCUGUUGUGACACUGCAAAUUUCCCACAGUGGGGUGAAUAAAGGUUUAUCUUAUCUUAACUUAUCUCUACUGAAGCCAGUGGAUUAAACAUAUUGAAGUUUUCCCCUAUCUCUAGGUUGUGAUUUCGACCACAUCAAUUUAGCAUUUAUUUGAAUAAUAAAUCUGAAAGUCAAAAGCAUAAAGUACAUUUUAUUGCAUUCAUUUGAUACUCAAAUUAAGACACCAGCAAGAGUUGCUUUACACUAGAAAGUUUUAUGAAGUAAUGUUAUUGUAAGCAUACAACUGUAAACGCAGUUAACAGCCAGUAACUUAAAAACUCUGCAAUUAAUCACUGUUCAUAACAUUGGCAACUUGACAGUCCUCAGUUUGACAUGCAUUUACUCUUUAUUCCCUGAUUUUGCCAAAGUUUUAAUUCUUUGUGAAAGUGUCUUCAGAUGUCUGUUCCACCUAGUGCCGCAGGUUCACUGAUUUACAAGGAGACUCUGUUUUGUAAAGAUGAACUUCAAGUGUCAAUAGUGACCAAUCCUUUUGUCAGAGCACUCCCUGUUAAAUUCAUAUCCCCAGAUGACGCGCUUUGGUUAUAUAACUAACAGCGGGGAGGAGUCGGCAGAGUCGGAGUUGAGUCAGACAGAACUACUUUCUUCAUGCCAGACAAGCCUGAUAUACUGACUCAACACGUGUUUCCAGAACUGGACAGUUUUUCCAGUUUUGCUUUGACAGCUGUUCCUUAUACGAGACCCAAGAGAUCCUGGUCAAAGUCACAUGACUGACCAGCAGACAUGAAGCUGUACAGUUUAUUCUUCUACUUCUUGCAGGUCUCCACCAGUGUGUUACCUUCUCUCUUAUUUACUGAAGCUUCUCUGUUUGCUCUUCUCUUGUGAUUUGCCUGAAGCUGUUGAGGCCUUUCUUUCUUUUCUUUAUAUCAAUGCAGAGUCUUGUCUUUCAUUUCCUUCUCUGCGCUCACACCCUACAGGCUUUUCUUUAAUAUCAGGCUUCUGUGUCCUGGCUUCCUUUUGGGCAUUUUUUCCUUUUGCAUGCUGAAACUGCCCUGAAGUUUCCAGAGCUGAAAAGCCAAAGCGGAAAAUCCUCUUACAAUCUCAAAUUACAGUUAUCAAUGGUAUCCAUCUCAGCGAGAAGACAAGAAGGAAAUGAUCUCUCCCUCUGACUUCCAGCCUUGUUUUAGGACACUUGGAUUUGAGGACACUCUAUUUUGGUUGGUCCCUGUGCUGCAGAGCCCUUUUAAAUCAAGUAGGCCUCUGUCUUUCUCCAGUGACUUUGAGCUCUUGCAGUUGCUGUGAUCGGGCAUACUGGCAGCUAACUCCCCCAUUCAAAUAGUUGAACUCAGAAACCCCCAAACAGGGCUUAGAUUGGAGGCUUGUUCCCUCCCAGUGUACCCAGAUGUAUUUAGUCUCUGAGUCUAACUUGGAAAAUAAAAGUCACCCUUAGUCCAGUGAUGUCUUCUAUCUGUUGAAGUAUAAAGACAAAAGAUGUUCUCUGUUCGAGGUGUUGUUGCUCAGCUUGAAGACUUGUGAUUUGAUUUGGACUUAUGGACUGAUGACUUGCAUUUCGCUUCAGAAGAUAAAGAGAAAGACUUGGAUUUAUUCAUCACAGACUGUUUUUCUUAGUGUUUCUUUUGUUUAAGGCCCUAAUGGUUUAGUUUCCAGCCUGAGUCUUUACCAUAGACUGCACAAAGUACAGAUGUCACUCAUUUUAUUUAUAUAAGAUAAGAAGAUCUUUAAGAACUUUAUUAAUCCCCAAAGGGAAAUUCAAUUGUCUGUUGUCUCACAUAAUAUGUCUCUAAAAGUUAUCUAUUAUUUACACAAGAGUUAUAAAGUCUGAUGGCUGUUGGUACAAAAGAUCAUCUGAAUUUUUCUGUCCUGCAGCGAAGAGAGAGGGGCCAUCCACCACCAUUGGCCCUUUGGUCCAUCAAGGUGUUGUGAAGUGGGUGAUCCAUGUUCUUGAGAAUAGUCUCCACCUUCCUCAGUGUAGAUCUCUCCACCACAUCCUCCAUUGAGUCCAGCUUGAGUCCUACCACAGAGCCAGCCUUUUUCACCAGUUUGUUAAGACGUAUAUAUAUAGUAUUUAUAUAUAUAUAUAUAUAUAUAUAUAUAUAUAUAUAUAUAUAGUAUCUUGAAGCAUACCUACGUCAAACACCACCAUGCUGACUCAACCUCACCUUCAGUCAACCUGCUGAAAAUCAUCAGCAGGUUGACUCUGCAAACAGCUACAGUGAAGCUGCCUGUCAGUCAAGCCAGCUUUCAGCGGCGUUUCGCAGCUCAAAGAAAAGCAUUUAUGAUCAUUACUUCAUGGAAAUGCAAUCAGUGUUCUUGUGUAUCUUGUAUGUGCACCACUAGACGCAGUAGUUCUCCUGCCCUAUCGUCUUAGUCUGAUUCCAUUUCCAUGAAGUAAUGAUCAUAAAUUUUCCACUGCACUCGGUGAUCGACUAAUAAGGGCUUCCCCCACAAAUGAAUGGCUGCUGAAAGAGAGUGGGUGAGUUGUGUUUGGUCUCUUUGCUAAAGAAAUCAGGCAAAGCUAAAAAGAUGUUUGGUGGCUAGUGCUAUGGCCCGGACCCUUUGUACUGUUGAUGAAGUUAGGUGCUGUUCUGAGCAUUAUUUGUGGCUAUAGAGUGGCUUUUUGGUUGAGGUUUGUGUGUGGAGAUGUAGACUGCUGUGUUUUGCUAUUGCGCAGUCGUUACUAAAGUUGGUAUAACUAGAGAAGCAAGCAGUCAGCAACAUUCAUCUUUCGAGGGGGUGUCUAACUCGGUGUCGUAGUCUGUUCGACCAUAACUUAAAUUGAUGCUGGAAUAUCCCUUAAAGAUAGAGCAGUCAUCUUUGCAUCCUUUCAAAUUAAAAGCACACUUGAAGUCAACAGGGGAAAUGUAGCGACCUGCAAGUAAGAAGGUACUUACUCUAAAACAGCUACUCUAAAAGACUGUUUAUAAAAUUAAAAUAAGGUAAUCUAUUCUCUUAAAGGCAGUGUGAGGAGUUUUUAAUUGAGUGUGAAACAUUCUGAAACUAAUUCUGAUGCCUCUCUCUGACCUUCAAAACCAAAAAAAGACCAUCAGCGACCAGUCUGAUGAGUUCACUGAGGUGAUUUUUAAUGCCGAAAAACACUGAGGGGGUGAGUGUCAGACCGGAUAAUGAACAGCAGUCUGAAAAACAGCUUUUUUAAACAGCAAAUACCCAGAGUAAAUGAUAAAUGUCUUUGUUUAAAGAUAACAGGAUGUGGUUUUUGCCUGGAAACAACUUUCACAUGAACAGAACAAUGGACAAGAGGUAUCACUGUGUCAACAGGAGGCGCCAAAAUCAACAGAAUCUGAAAGUUUCUCACAGCAGCUUUAAGCUAGCACAUGAAAUUCGUUUCCUUUACCUUUAAGAAAGUAUUCUGAAACCCAAAAGAUGAAUCAUAUGAAGUUGUUAGAGUGUCCCUGUUACAACCAUGCUGUUCAUUAACGUCAGUAAUCUGCCAUGGCUGCGUAACCCUAUUAUUUCUCCUUAUAUGGACUCCAUCCUGUUUUGAAUACAAAUGUCUAAUGUUCCCAUUGACACCAGUGCUGUUGUGACUGCUAUGAGUUGGUGACACCAGUAUAGACCUCAUAUCUUUCAACAUACAGCAGUAGUAUUGAUUCGCCUUAUAGAUCUAAGCUUAGCCAUGCCAUGCCAACAGAAACAUUUUCCACAUUGGCUUGUGAGUGUCCUCCUCUUCAUCGUGCGCAGACACCAGAAAUGAUAUGUGCUGGUCUCAGAUAUCUAAUUGUUUGUCAGCUAAGUGUUGAUGUAUAUUUUUAGCUACGGGAGAACACAGUGGAUCUUGACAGGUUCAGAAGAAGCUGUCUACUUUGCUGUCAGUUUAAUCUUCAGUCUGAUGUUGGAGCUCAUUGUUUUAAUGUCUUGAUUUGACUUUUCCUGAAAAGAGAAACAAAGCAUUAAUUGUAUUGAACUGCACAGUGUCACAGAUCUACAUGUUGCCAUGUUGUUGACAUUCCUCAGCAGAUGAUCCAUGUGGAUUACAGCACAGUUGACAUGAUGGUAUUUCCUAAAUAAUGCAGAAGGAUAGAGUGCAGAGCAGGGAGAAUGGAGAAAGAGUGGAAGGAAGUGAGAGGAGGAGCUGAUCUUAAAAGGCUCCUUUCCAGUUUCCACCAUCCAGCUGAGUAAACAAACAGACAGAGAGAGAAAGAGGCAGAGGUAGAGAUCCAUAAACAAGCGGACAACCAGUCCAUCUCAGUGACCAGCAGCACAUCCAGAGUCAGAUCUCAUGACUGAGAAAAGUGAGCGUAGACAGGAGUUUCUGACUGAUGCUUCCAGAGAUUCACAGAGAAUAGCUUUGUGCUCUGUGUGUGCAUGGACUGAAUGGUGUGUAUUGUUCGGUGAUGAUGUAGGAACUGACUCUCUAUCAGGCCCACUCUCAGCAUAUGGUGUAAGAGACUCUACCAGACUACCAGCACACUGUACAGCUUUCAUGGAGGUCAGGGCUUUGAGCACAUGCUGUCUGCGUCGUCUUCUAGUACUGACCUUUGCUUGUCUGCCAACCCUUACAUGUUUAUUCCACCAAGAGUCAUUAUUAGUCAUUAUUCUCAAUCAAGAGAACGUUUUGAAUGGUUGUUUUUUUUAAGGGAUAAACUUUAGAUCUUUAGAGGUCACAGGAAAACCAAAGAGAAGAUGUAGUUUCAUGCAUUGCUACAAUCUUCACAGAGAACCACAAGAGUGUUUUGCAUCAUCAGAUUUCACAGAUUUUUUUUCACUUGCUGACUUGUUGGACAAAGAAUCCCAUUAUGGUGCAGAUAUUUUUUUAUCAUCCCCGCAUCUCUGUGUUUUGCUUCACGUGAACAAGAAAAUAUCACAGUGAUCUCUAAUGAAGCAGAAAGGAGUAAGGGUUACUAGAAGUAUCUGUGCAAUAAGCAAUAAUGGGAAACAUUUACUGUGAGUAUUACUGUAUUACUGUGCUGUAAAUGAACAAGGUAACCACCUGUCACUUUGAAGAGCACAAUCUGAGCAGAGCCGCAGAUGUCUCAAAGUCUAUAGCCUUCUUCCUCUGGGUUGGGGUCUCAGGAGGCAGGGAAAGACAUAGAAAGAAAGAUGCAACCUAAUGUUAACAACAUAUCCAAGAUUGGAAAAAUAAGGCAGAGUCCAAUGAUAGUUUUUAAUGCAGGUCAAUGCUACCUGUAAUACGGCGUAUUUAUAGUCCCAAUGUACUUGCAGAAGAGAGCAUGAUCAUGUGCAGAAAAGACUAUUAAACAGCUGAAGUGCAUGAAAAAUUCAGGGAAAUUAGUGUAGAGUUUUUCAAAAUUUCCAGAGUAUUCAAGAACUUUUAGGAGUGUUGUGCAAACGUGAAAACAGCAUGUAGUUGGUUUUAUAUCAGUCUUUGUGAUACUGCAAGACAAAAUAAGAUUCACUGCCUCAUUCGAAUCAUCCUAUAAUUUUUGUACAAAGCUUCAAUGACAAUGAGGUUGUGCUUUGCUUGUUUGAAGUAGUAGUGUCAGUUUUUUAACAGCUGGCUGAUGUCCGAUAUUCUUAAUAUUGCCGAUGUUGCAUUGUUAUUGUUUUUCUUUCUUCCCUGUAUGUCAAUUAAAUUUUCCUAAAAAAGUGUCGUUAAGUUGCCGAACUUGACUGACAUUUUUUAUUGAAUAAAUGUAGACAGAAAAAUAAAUGGUUCAUUAAAAUAUCCCCAGAACAGACUUUUAGAUUUCUGUGCGACUAUCUGAAACUAUUAAAAAAGAAAAAAAAGACAUAAUAUAUUACCAUUAUUUCUUGCACAUUAAAAUCUGAUAUACAUGGUAUCUUAGCAAGUUUGAUAUAGACUUUGAGUGAUGUAAAAGAAAAAUAGAAAAGACUAUGUGACAUUUCAGAAAAUGAAUGAAAUAUCUGUGCGGUUUAUCAGUCUAUCUCUAGUUUGAAUCAGAAACAAUGUCAGUAAAUGAUGAGAUAUUUGAAGUGCUGGCCCCACAGCUGAAGAGUAACCUGAUUUAGAAUAAGAAUGCUCUGAUAGACAUUCAAGUAUUACCUCGACUAGUUAUUGUUUCCUUCUUUUAUCUGGACUGGGUGAGUGCUAAUUUGUUUUCUUUUUAUUGUGCAGCCAACAAGCGCCGAAGUUUGUAUGGAAGCCCCUACAACCAGCAAAGUUAUGGAAGCCCCUACAGCACAAACGCAGCCAACAGCCCCUAUAGCAGUGGCUUCAACUCCCCCUCCUCAACCCCCGGCAGAGUGCCCAUUGUCAGACAGCAAUUAAUGCCUGGGAACGCAGGUAUGGGUCUCUCUGUAGCUUUAAAGUUAAAAUUUUUUCUCUUGUCGAGUGUGUGAAGUAUAAAAUGAACGAUUUCCUUCCCAGCGCACCAGCGAAACUCAACAGCAGAGAGGAAUCCUCCUGCUGUGAGCCCUCAAUCAUCCGUGGACAGUGAGCUGAGCACCUCAGAGAUGGACGAGGACUCAGUGGGCUCCUCAACUACCUACAAACUUAACGAUGUCACUGACGUCCAGAUACUCGCACGCAUGCAAGAAGAGAGUAUGUACCUACUAAAGCAUCUAUUAACAAGUGUUUUAUAACCAUGCAGUGUUUGAUAGAAAUGUAACUGUAUUUGUAACCGUGUUUGUCAGGUCUCAGACAAGAUUACGCUGCAACAGCCUCCAGAAGAAGCUCAGGCUCCUCCUGUCACUCACUGCGGCGCAGCACCUUCAGUGACCAGGAGUUAGACGCCCAAAGCCUAGAGGACGAAGAGGAGGCGGUGCACCCGGCCUUCCACCUGCCCUCGAACCGCUUCAGCCCCUCCCCUCGACACUCUCCCCGCGCCUCCCCCAGGAAUUCCCCUCGUUCGCGCUCACCUGCCCGCUCUAUCGACUACAGCCACAGCCGCGGCUCGCCUCAGCCCAUCAUGAGCCGCCUGCAGCAGCCUCGCCACUCGCUGCAGGGACACGGGCACGACCUGCAGACCAAUGUGGUGAAGAAUGAAGGUAAACACAGCUGUACAGAUCAUUAUAAUCAUCAACAAUACUGUUUUUGUAAAGCCCUUUAAUUCUUACAUGAAGUUCUGAAAAAAAAACAAAGAAAUUAAAUCGAACGAGGAAGACAGAAUGAGUCAAACAAGGUAACAGUGCAGAGGAAGUUGAGGUCACGAGAUGGAAAAGAAAGCUUCUCAGUUUAAAGGAAGUUUGAAGCAAACAUGAGAAAGUUGAAUAAAUGACUUUCUAUCAAUAAUCAUGAACUGCAAACUGUCUGUAACCAGCAGACCUCGUCUUAAACUCCCAGUAGUCAGUGAGGGAAAUAAACUCAGAACUCUUCAAAUAACAAAAAUCUAAAGAGUCUUGUCUUGUUUACAGGAACUGCCGGUAGAGAUAAAUGAUUGCAAAAUGCACAGAAGCGUAGCUUUUCAAAACUCUGACUGAGGAUAGGGGCCUCAAUAAGGAAGAAAAUAUUAAGAUUGAGAUAACAAAGUCCUGAAUUUCUGAAUGAAGCUGAAUUUUUUGAGAACCAAGACUUUAGAGUCAAAAGUCACGUUUACUUCAGGAUAUUGGAAAAAGAGCAGCCAGAUGCCUGCAUCUAAUGGAGGAACUUUAUGCAUUUGUAGUUUCACAAACAGCCAAAUACUUCUAUUAGCUUGUUGGAAAUACAUAGCCACAUAUAUUCGGACUCUGAGGAGAAGGCUGUACAAAAAACUGAAUCUAUCUCAAGGAAAGGUCAGAUAUGCAGCCUGAGCAUACUUCUGCAACUCCUCUCCACUGUUGUGUUGAACUUGACAAGAUGAAUUAGGUUCCUUAUUUCUGUUAUUCAUUGGACGGCCUCUCUAAUAUUUCCAUAUGAUAAGACAUACAGAUGAACCACAGACUGUAAUUAUAACUUUUUUCACACAUAUUUAUUGUCAUUAUUAUCAUCAUUUAUCAUCAUGUAGGGGUUAUUUGAUCAGGUGUUUUUAGUCUCUGUAAUGACCUGAGCGAGCUGAUCAUUUUAAACUGUCUGUUUUUUUAAUUCCUGCUGUUACAGAAAAGCUGCGCCGUAGUCUUCCUAACCUCACGCGUUCCUCUGCAGCUGCACCUCAGGGCCCAGAGCCCGUCAAGAACAGCCGCAGCUGCGAGUCUAACCUGCAAGUGCCAAACGGUGGCUCUCCUCGACACCAGAACCAAUCUGCAAGUGAGUACUUCCUUAAACACGAAAACUCGCCUUCUUCACUUUGAAAGAAAUUGCUGAGCACACAAACCCUCUAGAGGUGUUAUUGAGUCUUACACUAUCAAGAUUGUCAGUUUCACUAUGGUUGCCAUGUUGUUUUACAUCAGUGUUUGUUUUGCUCUCCUGCUGCUCUGAACCUUCAGGAACAUGACAUAUUCUGUAAUCUCUUGAUUCGUUGAGCGAGUGGGAAUUCCUCUAAUCCUUCUGGCUGCACAAACAUCACGCAGAGGACCGCGCUGCUUUGUAGUGCUAUGGCUUCGGUGUUUGGGGAUCCUCUUUGUCUUUGAUCAUUUCAGUUGUUAUAUCUUUUAUUCACACGCAUCCUUCCUCUUCUUGACGUCGAAGUCAAACUUUGGCUUCAAAGAAAGACUUUCCUCCUGCAGAACUAAAGCAUGGCACCAGCAACACUUCAGAUCCUGAGCGACUUAACAACACCAACAUUGUUUUUCAUGCUGGGUUUGAGGGUCUUAUGGUCUUUACCAGCUUAGAUUCUUACCUCUGUGAGUUAAGAGUAUCCUUUUGAUCUAAUCCUGUAAUGGCAGAUUAAGGUAGUGGUGUCGUCCUAAAUCCAAGAGCAGCUAAUCCCCCUCGGCUAGAAGAGUCAGAAAAGGGGUCAAAGGUCAAUGCAGCCGGUUAACCAUGUACUGACUGCCUUUGUCCAGUCUUAUACACACGUUAAGGAUGUUUAGCAAAUAUUUACCAUCUCUAUGAUCCACUUUAUAGAUUUAUUAUUCUUAACUCUUAAAAAUCUGAUCCCACAGUGACAGGUUGAUUUGACUUUGAGCUUUGGCUGAACUUGGCACGUGAGAUUCUUUGAAUUCUUGCUUUUCUCAUUGACUUUACUCACUGUUACGCAUGUGUUAACAGACUGAGCCUCUAUUUCUCGAUGGGUGCUCAGACACAGCUGUCCAACCUGACAGCAACACUGACACUUUGCUCUGACAACCUGCUGCUUCUCCUUUCAAAAAAAGGAGCUCUGGUGCCCCCUAGUGGCCUCUUGCUGCACUCAUUAGUCCUUUUUCUCCAUUAAGACAUUACAAAUCUGACGUCAUGGAGACCUCACGCUGAAAUGUUCCUGUUUUUCCAACAGCAGCUCAGCUCCCGAGAUACUCGACCCCUUCUCGCUCCUCCCCGAAACCCAAACAGCAGCUCCAAAAACCGACAGCCCUGCGAGGUAACGGCUUUAUCCAAACCAACCUGGAGGCUGUGAGGUCAAACUCCUGAACAGAGAAAUGCAUCAUUUAAGAUAACCAUGCAGCCUGUGUACAGAGACGUUAGAUAACUUAUACACAUGGAAAUGAAAUAGUGUCGCAACUGUGGGGACAAUCUCAGUUCGGUGAUGGUUAUCUACUUUUGUUGGUUCUUGGCAAGUUUUUACAAGAUAAAAUGGAAAUAAAUGAUGGAGCAUGUCGAAUAAAGGCAGUUCACGUUUGAAUAAGGAGGAAACUGAUUCACAUGGAAAGUGUGUUGAUGUGUCUGUAAGAAUGUCAAGUCCACCAUUUUGGCUCCGAAGUGUCAGAUGAGUUGUUGGUGCUAUUGCUGGAAUGUUUUUGACCGUCAGGACUGUCAUGGCGAUCAUUCAAAUCCGCCCACCUCCUCAAAAGUAAAGAGUGACCUUUCUUACUCGUGACCUUCUUAUCUUUAAGUCAAUCACACAGAGGAUGCCAAUAUCAUGCUGCCACACUUGCACCUUCACAUCAAGAAUCAUUUUGCAGCAUGCAUGCAAGGGCAAUACAAUAAAUCAUAGUUUCCUUAUUACUGCAAUACGAGUGUUUGUAUUGAAUAUUAGGGAUGUACUGGUUAAGAUGGCUAAGAGAGGAAAAGGUGCAACACAAGAAGUAGUAUUUGAUUGAACAAGUUUCUCACAAGGUUAAAAUGCAGGGCAAAUGCUGCGCUGAAGCUGUAGCCCCUUCCCCAUCACCAACAAGAGAGUUAGCUCCAUUUCGUGGUUACUGCCAUGUUGCUAUAAUGCUCUACUACCUGAAUGUAAAUAAGCACUGCUGACAGAUCACAUCUGGUAGUGUGUAGGCUCUGUUUGGUUCAGCUGGCAUAUAAAGCAACUCAUAUCAGCAAGCAGCCAUGUGGACUUCACCUGAAGUAGGAUAAAAGGCUGGUGGUGCUAGCUCUGCUAAUGUUUGCCACACUCAACAAAACAGGUGGAUGUCAUUAACCCACAGAGUCCAUGAUCCCAUGAUCAGCUCUUUCGUCAAUUCUGCUCAAUUUGACGGUUUUCUCAGUGUUUUUUUUUUUAACCUUUUUUUCUAGGGAUGUACUGAUUGAUAGUACAUUUUUGCUAUUUUUUUUUAACUGAUGUUGGCUGAUUCUAAUACCACUACCAAUAUAUGGACAUCUUUUAUUCAUUGAGAAGAAUGCCAAGUUUCUCUUGUACCAGAAUUUACCCAUAAGUCUUAGUGUAACAGUCUUUUUUUACAGACAAGACAGUUUGAUUUUACUGUAAAUGAUAAAUACAUUGAAACUCUUUAAAAUGUGAUAAUAUAACUGAAAGCACACAGGUGCUCUAUGAAUAUUUCUGUUUGUUUCAUCUAGAGAAGGGAUUAGAUUUACUGUGGAUUCAGCUGAGAAGUCAAGCAAAAACAUAAGUAUUAUUCAUCCCAUAUUUUCCUCAUAUUGCAGAUUCAUCCCAUUCUGAGCAGCUUUAAUGCAACUCCCUGCUUUAUUAGAGCAACACAAGCUUUAUUCCUGUUUUCAUUGCCUGAACUUUGUCUGAGCAAGCUGCAAGUGAUUAUUUUGGAUAAAAUCCUGCUCUUCCAACCGAUUCUUCCCUCUCCAUGUUACUUUUCUUUUUGAUAACAUUUAUUAUUUUUGCAGAAUCAAACAUAGGUUUAGAUUUUCAGCCAUGCGCUCUGCUGUCCAUGACAACCCUUUGUUUGUACAUCCACACUGUUUGCUGUCAAACUUGAGCCAAACUGGAGGACUACAAAUAUCGCAGACUCAACAAAAGCUACAAAAUCCUCCUGCUGAUAGAUCACUGUCCACUCACAUAAUAAAUGCUCACAUAUACUUAGGCGUAGUGAUAAACUUGUGGAGGUCCACGCCACAUCCAUGUUUAAAGUCCAACAGACCCCUGCUCAGCAGCACCCUGCUCGUCAGCUGUGAAUUAAGGCCUUUGUCUCUGUUGUCUUCGUCUUUGUCUAGUCCCCCUCUCCUGUUGCUUUGGAGAAGAAGGUGAUUUCAGUGAGUAUUCACUGAGGGUUUACACCUUUUCAGUAUUGUGAUUGUGGUUCCCUGCCGUGGUCGUAUCGAUGCCUUGCUCGCUAGUUUGUGCUUCAUGUUUGUAUCACCUCAUUCCUCAUAUUAGGCAGUUCAGGUCAUAGACUGUUCAUUUGUAUAAUAUUUACUCAGUAGUUUAUAGUCUUGCAUCCUAACAGGUAUGACUUCAUUUGUGAAUUUGUGAUAGAUGUGGUUAAAAAAAGUAUCCUGAAUACUGUAUGUCCCCAUGUUUGGUAAACAGUAUGUGAACUAGCAUCAUAUUGUGUUAUUCUUGCUACAUUAUGCAGUUGAUCAUCCUUCAUAAUAGAAAUACAGACUGAAAGCUGUGAGAACAUUGAUCUGUUUAGACCGUCUGAAGUCAUCCUGUUGUAUUUAACUGCUCCUUCUCUUACCAUCUUCAGUCCCCUCUCCCAGUAAGCUUAGGACUCCUGCCACUCCAUCUCCACUGGCCUUGAGGCAGCCUGUAAAGGCCACAUCAACCCCUAACUCUGCCACCUCCACGCCCACCCGCUCCCUGGCUCCUCCUCGCAGCGGCCUGCCUCGGCCCAGUGCUUCUGCAGGAGGGGGGAUCCCUCUGCCCCGCAGCAAGCUGGCCCAGCCUGUGCGCAGGUGUGUACCCCUCAGAAACCGUCUUUGUGUCCCAGUGCUGCUUCACUUCACUCCACCCUCACUGCAUUUACUGUGGAGGGAUUCAAACUAGGCAGGCGCAAUAUCUAAUAUGCUGAUAUUUUCAAUCUUAUUUUAGCCACAAACAACAUUUGAUAUAUGAACACAUGUCACAGGGAAGUGACCUGCUACCUUGGCUGUGAUGAAGUCAAACCUAUCAGUUUUAGAAUCAGACAAACAACCUGUGAAUCUACUUCAGAAUAAGGAUUAAUUUUAGUCAAAUAUCAGCAAUCAGUCAUGUGUCUGCUGUCCGUUUCAAACAUUUCACAACACUGUUAUACAGCCAGUAUGUAUCAGCUCUCACAUAAUGAAUGCAUAAUGACACAGUGUAUGUCGAAGGGGUGUCACAUUUCAGCCACAGCUCAGAGAAUGAAACCUUCAAUAGGCUGAGUUCAUUCAUUUAACCAUUAUCUGACUUUAUAGAAGUAAAGUGUGGUAAAUAACUACUGCUGCUGAUUUCCUGCACUGUAGAGCUCACUUUCUAUUCAGUCUUUAUUCUUUUUUCUUUUUUUUUCCCCCUAAGCCCUUUGUUGUACCAAAAUAAGUUCUUCAAGUGUUCAUUUUUAAAGCGUCUGAAAAAAAAAAGGUUUAAAACCAAAUUUAAUGUUAUCGUUUAUUGAUUUCUUGUUCUCUUGUGUUGUAUUUGUCUGUCGGACUUUUAUUUCCUCUUCUGUCUGUCCUGUUUUUAUCCAUUGUCUCGUGUGGGUGUAUGCUUUUACUUUUUUUAUCAUUAUUUAUGGUUUUAUUACUCAUGUUUAACAAUGUGCUAUUCACAAGGAUAGCACAGGAAAAAUGUUUACUCUGACCCUUAACCUCUGUUUGAAAGUUUAGAUUCUGUUUCAACUUGGUUUCAAGUCACAUUGAAGUUAAUGCUGCUGUGGAUUUCUGAACAGCAGAAUACAUGAGUGACUUUUGACUUCUUCUUCCUUUUAUUCACAGAUCUCUUCCUGCUCCUCGGUCCUACAGCGGCACUGGGGAAAACUGGAGAGAAGGCUGCUACUAGAAAGGGCCACCAGGGGGCUCCCCAAUCAAACUAUCACGACAAGGAGGCAGACAUUACAACAUGGCACUUUAUCUUCCUAGAUACCUUUUACAGUGAGGGGAGAAGAAGAGAAAAACUCUGUUCCAGAAAAAAUUAAACAAUCCAGAAUUUAAAAAAGGAAAAGACGGUGUCCACAUAGCGUCAAAGAGGACCUCCCAUCGUGUCCCCCUUUGAGGUCUGGCUCUGGAGGGGUCAGGCAUGUAGUGCAGACCAGAAGAUGCCAAAGAAACCAGCCCGACUCCAGCUCGCCUAGCAGAGGACACUUCACCUGCCUUUGUUUGACUGCAAUCAUCUGUCAGACAGUCUUUAUUCCACCACUGACCUUUUCUCCCACAUCCUCCCCCCACCUCCUUUUCUUCUGUCACCUCCCUCAGGUCGAAAUGUUUCCACACAUUUCUCUCUUUUGAUGCUCUGUGUUGAACAGAUCGUGGGUGAGUGAUCUCUAUGAUGAUGCUGUGCAGGUGAACGUCCCGUAAUGUUUGAGAAUCCUUGAUGUCUUGCAACAGUGAAAGCACCUCUGUGUGGGUAAUGACAUUUGAAUAAUCUGUCCUCUUGUUAAAUCAGCCAGAAUGUAUGCACAAGUUUGUUUUGGAAAUUAUUUAUUCAAAUUAUUUAAAGAACUGUAUGUCAAAGCAGCAUCCAUAUCAGUAUUUUGUUUAGAGAUUUCAGUUGUUUAAAAUGUACAUUUUGAACCUCAACUGCAAGCUAACUCUCCAAAGCCUUUAUUUUUCAAUGUGUCAAAUCAGGACUUGAUCAACGACAGCUCGGCCAAAGCUUCAGUUCUGACUUGUACCACAGUUUGCCAAGAUCCUACCAUUCUAACAAAGUGCUAAUAUUGGUCCAUUUGGAAAAGAGGGGUGUACUACAAAGUGAGAGGACUGAGUCUUUUUUUUUAUCAAGCUAGAGUGACAAAACCUGUGGCCCCACUCAGAUAAUGUCGACCAUGAUGGUAUAGAACCACUGGCUUUGUCUGCCAGGUUUUCUUCUGAAAGCUCAGUAACAUCCACAUAUCAGAUGAUGUUUUCUUUAAUCUAUUUUCUGCACAGAAAAAAAGUCAACACAGGAAACUUUGUAAUGAAAGUAUGGAGAUGUAUUAGAGCAAAAAAAAAAUCACAGCCACUACAAGCAUGGCAGGAGAAGAGAGCUGGCAGGACAAACUUUAUCACUUUGAUUUGUUGAUUUCUAUUUCACCACUUUUUCUAAUUUUGACUAGAGGAGAAAGACUUUAGGAAAACCGAUAAGUCUUAAAAAGGAGAGAAACGGAAAAACAGUAACCCCUAAGAAUUCAAAAAUUACAUCUGCAAUCUGAUUCUUUGCCCAAAUUGUUAGUGUGUGUAUAAGUCUUAGAAUAAUGACAAAAAAAACAAGAAAAAGAAACAAUUUUCAGAAGCAUUUUUUUUUCUCUAAUAUAAGGGAAAAAAGGAUUCUUAAUAUAAUUCUUUAUUUAAUGUCACAAGAAAUUUUUAUCAAAAUAAGUCUAAAUUUCAAUCUUAUACAAAGAAUUCCAGGUUAAAAUAAAAUUCUGUGGACAAAAACAGAAUUUUGAUCAAUCCCAGAAUACCAAGAAAAUAAGACCAGAACCCUGCGAAAGAUCCCCGGAUUAAAAGAUUGAAUCAUAAAGCUGCUGAUUUUAUUCUAUUAUUGAAUUAUUUUAUUAAACAAAAAAAUCCAGCUCUAAAUUAAUGAAUCAGGGGCCUAAGAUUAAAGUCAGAACUCUGAUUUGAAUCUUGGUUUCCCAAAACCAAGACCAGAAUUCCAAGACAAAGGGGUUCAUAUUUUUAAAAAUAUAUAUAUAUUUCUGAGAUUUUUGGCAUUGAUGACAUAAUCCCAGAAUUUUAAGGGAAAAAAGUUUAAACAAGAACCAUCACAUCGUUAUGCUUGGACAUUUUAACUAGCUUUGGGUUCAUUUUGGAAUUUCAUACACUGAAGGCUACACUGAAACCAAUCUACAAAUAAAGUGAAUGAAACUGGUGAAAAAACUGAAGCAAUGAUGAAAAGCAUCACUGCUGCUUAACAUUUACAGUUCUGUCUGUGCAUGGAUCAUCUGCUGUUUGAAAUUUAAGGGUUCAUUUUAUUGAUGGAGUAAGGGGUCAGAUUACCUAAAUGCAUGAGAGAGAGAGAGCUGGUGAAGAGGUGUCACCUUUUACAGCAGAUUUAAAUCCAAAUCUAUGACCUUAACUUUCUCCUGCUCAACUGUGCAUUAGCCAGGUUUGAAGAGGGCCAGCUAGUGAAACAGAAAACUCUGGAUGAAGACUAACAGAUAUCCUGGCUUUGUAGUACACUCGUCUUAAUGACAUAAAGUCUGAUCUUUAUCCGAUGAGUGAAUGAGACUCGAUUGGAUAAAAAAAAAGAUACUUUAACAUGAAUGAUUUCUUUCUUUGACGCCACUGAAACACAUGAAACAUGUAUGUGGUUCUCCAAAGUCCUUCUUCAGAUUUAUGACAGCGUGUAUCAUCCAUGCCAUGAAAAAAGGAAGUUGUCUUGAAGUGUCGCUGGCUUUUACCUCCUGUGCUCUGAAUCAAAAGGUGUGUCAGUGUUAAGGAAACUGUCCUGAUCGUUGGUGUGGUGGCUGUUCUGAAACUAGUGCCUAUAAUUUAAAGUUUCACUUGAGUUUGAGCAUAAUGUUUGUUUGUUCAUUAUUUGGUGCCAAUUCUUUGUUUUGCCAAUAAUAUCAUUUUCAAUUUUCUAUCUCUGCUUGAUUGAUUUGCUUGCCUGUUUGUGUUUUUGUAAAUGAAAUCAAAAUACAUUUAUAAUUGCUUUAAAAAUGUUUAAAAUGCGCCUUCAUAUUUAUAACUAAUUACUCUUAUUCUGUAAAUGAAACUAUUUAUUAAAGAGAGAGGUGCCUCUGUCAGAUUCAGUGGGAAGCUACAGCGAAUGUUGCAAAAAUACAUGCCACACCUUUUGUGUGAAAGGUUUUUGUUAUUGAGCUUUUUUUUAUACCCACAAACAUGACAUUCAGUUUCCCGGUGUACAAUUUACAUUUCAAAUAAAAGCUGAAAAGUUACUCUC
Messenger RNA from Xyrichtys novacula (pearly razorfish), 26964 nucleotides. The record is from the annotation of a GenBank genome assembly. NCBI's taxonomy places the organism in Eukaryota, Metazoa, Chordata, Actinopteri, Labriformes, Labridae.